GGCUACGAGAGCUCAUUGGUGGCCGUGGGCUAAGGGGCGGGAAGAGGGUGCACGCCAGGGGUGGGGAGCUGGGCUUCCUCCUGUCCACAAGCCAGGGUGGAAGGGAAGGGCGAGGUACCUGGGGAGGAGAAGGACCAAGUCGAGGUGUGUGACUUCUGGUGGCUUCGAGCAGAGACUGGACGCGAGCGGCAGCCCUGGGCAGGCAGGCGUGGGAGCCUGCGGGCGCCGGAUGCUUAUUUUAUGAAAUAGUGCCAUAGACUGAAACACGUAAACAUGAGGAUGGCAGGUGCUGUAAAGUUGGUGGUUGCUGUAGCAGUAUUUCUACUGACAUUUUAUGUCAUAUCUCAAGUAUUUGAAAUAAAGCUAGAUUCAAAUUUAGGAAAUUUAUUUGCAAGGUCAGCACUACAGAUAGCUUAUACAAAACCUCCCAGAUAUAAAUGUGGGAUUUCAAAAGCUUGUCCAGAAAAACAUUUUGCCUUCAAAAUGGCAAGUGGAGCAGCUAAUGUUGUUGGCCCCAAAAUUUGUGUAGAAGACAACAUUUUAAUGAGUGGUGUAAAGAAUAAUGUUGGAAGAGGAAUCAAUGUUGCAUUGGUAAAUGGAAAAACAGGAGAAGCAUUACGCACUGAAUACUUUGAUAUGUGGGGAGGAGAUGUGGCACCUUUUAUUGAAUUCCUUAAGUCUAUUCAAGAUGGAACCAUAGUUUUAAUGGGAACAUAUGAUGAUGGAGCAACCAAACUCACAAAUGAGGCAAGAUUACUGAUUGCUGCCAUGGGAAGUACAGCUAUCAUCAACCUUGAUUUUAGAGACAACUGGGUCUUCUGUGGUGGAAAAGGUAUCAAGACAAAAAGCCCCUUUGAACAGCACAUAAAGAACAACAAGGAUACAAACAAAUAUGAAGGAUGGCCAGAAGUUGUAGAAAUGGAAGGAUGUAUCCCCCAAAAGCAAGACUGAAGAAUAUGAAGACUAUUAGAGAAAAUUAUCUUUAUGCUAUUGAUGGGAGUGCUAUGAAGGAGAUACUACUAUGUAUAUAUUUUGAGAGUAUACGUCCAUCUUGUCAGUUAUGCAUGAGUAUCAACUCUUCCAAAAUCAGGAUUAUUUAUUGCUAACCUAAAGAAUAAACUUUGUAAAUAGGCCCACCGUAAUGAAACUUUUCUAAGCUAUUGUCUCUCUAAAAAGCACAGUAUUUAGAUUGCGUUAUGAUAAACAGCAUCUUUAUGAUUUAGAAAUGUCUUUUUAAGCACAGAUUGUGAAGAAAUUACGAAGACUGUUAUACUAUUGUUUUCUAGAUACAGUUACUAUAAGAAUGUGGCCAUUGUGAAAAAUAAAAGUUUUGUUGGGGUGGGUGGGGGAGCUAAAAUUUUUUUUUAAUAUACUGCCCUUUUGAAGGCAGUAAUCAGUCUUUAAUAAAGAAGUAUUUGACUAGUUGUAUAUAUGCUGGAAUUUUGCUUUGCUGUCUAAUACCCAAUACCCUUCCUACUCUACCUCACUUCUUUCCCUACCGAAUUUCCGCAUCUUCCCACCUCCCACAGAGACUUCUGGCCAAUAAAUUUUUAAAAUAUAGAAUUAAAAUGUUUGAUAUAGAAAUUUAGAUCAGGUCUGCAAAAAAAGCACAAAAAUCUUUUUUGUAUAAAAAAGUGAUCAAAGAAAUGUAUAAAUGUAUAUGAUUUGAAAUGUAGCGUGAAAUAAUUUGUAUUUAUGAUGCAAGGAAGUUAACUUUGUAGUAGCCAUUUAAAGAAUGACCCUGAUAUAGUUUAGCAGUGUGGUCAUAGAAAUAAACAGAUUUUUAAAAUUAUUAUUUUUGUAUAUAUUUCUCUGAUCAUCAUUCACUCUUAUUUAAUGAAAUUCUGCAUUUUUAAUAGUAUUCUGAAUGCUCAUAUCUGCAAAAAUGAAAUGCCCUCCCUGAUUUGUCAGUUUUGAUUUCUUUUAGUAAAAUGGUCAGUGAAAGAGUGGGUGCGUUGAGAGCUUUCCAGAAAAAACACAUAUGCCAGGGAAGGUUCUGUGCAUUCAGUCAUUUAUGCACCUCUGCAGUCAGUAGUACUUUGUCUAAAGCUGUUAAGACAUUUGACAGGGCUAAUGCAUUUUCAGAACUUUAAGUGUAUAGCUCUAAAUACACAAUAAUACUCUAGUUUUUGCAGAAAUAUUUAAAUUAGGCCAAAUGAAGAUAAUUUUAUAUUCAGUUUUACGUAGAAAUAUAAGAGAAAUCCAAGUUUUUGUUUAACAUCUUCAUCUGUUCACUGAGUUUGAGUUUUUUUAAUUGACAUCAGCUACAGGCUACAUAUGUGGUGUGAAUGGCAUAGUCUUGGAGUUAAUCAUUAGCACAAGUUAAUGUUUUACAUGGUACAUGUAGUGCAGAAACAACACUUGAAAAAUUAUCAGACUUUUAAUAAUUUGUACUGAUAAACUAGAUUUUGUAAUUUACUUUGUACUUCAAAAAUCUUCCUCAGAAACAGCAGUAAAUCAAAAUGGAAACUCUAAAUUUUUAUUGAAAGUUAAAUAGCUUGUACCUAAGCUGGAUAUAAAACAAGAGAAAAAUGCACCUUAUGCUUUUACACAAUUAAAAUAACUAGUUUUGGAUAGUUAAAACCACCUGCAUACACAUACACACGCACACGCACGCAAAACCACCUGCGCACACGCACACAUACACCAGUUCCCUCACUUCUGUAAAUUGAAAGUACAGUGGCAAAUUUUCCAGCAUCAGGGAUUCUAAAGCAUCAAAUUUCUUUCAGAUAAUGAUUAUUAAAUACUCUUGGUUUUCUAGUAUGGACAUUUCUUGUAUUGUCUGAUAAACUUGUUAGAAUUGCAGAUGUAAUAUUUGCCAGAUAUUUACUGGAAUAUUUAUCUUGCAGGUUUUAAGUCAUACCUGUGUAUCUAUGCCAUUAUCCUAUGGAUUUUUGCCUUAGCAUUGUAUAUAAAAAUUUAGAAAUUCAAACAACGAUGUGAUAUUACUUUUGAUGUAAAGGCUAUGAAAUAGUAGCUUUGAAAAUAUGAAGUUAAAAAGGAAAAAAUAAGGAGUUAGUUUGUAACUUGCUGAGGUUUUUUUGGUGUGAAUAUACUCUGUGAUUUGUGCCAACUCUGAACUUUGGAAGCAAUAAUUUUACCACUACCUUCAUUCUCAGGUUUUUUUUAUUUUAAUCAUCUCAUUGUAAGUGAAGUUAUGUUUAUUUAGUUUUAAUGCGGUUUGAAUUUUCUUUAUUAAAGCCACAAGUUAAGCAUCUGUA
Molecule: messenger RNA, 3221 nt
Organism: Trichosurus vulpecula (common brushtail)
Lineage: Eukaryota; Metazoa; Chordata; Mammalia; Diprotodontia; Phalangeridae
Gene: FAM3C
Product: FAM3 metabolism regulating signaling molecule C
Exons: 10
Coding region: 274-951 (225 amino acids)
Source: RefSeq, a predicted model, not a curated record